CCGAGUUUUUUUUUUCUGGGUGUUUUGUUUUUGGACCGUUCACGAUGUGGGUGUGUGCGUGUGUGUGUAUAUAUGGAUUGGAACGAGGAUAAUCCCCCAUCUAUGAUUGUUCAUGUUUUAUGCAUGCUGCUAACCUUCUUUUUUUUAACCCUCUAUGCGUCAUUGAUCACUCCCCUUGGUGACGAUUUGCGUGUCCCUCGUCCACUCGGUCGUCGUUGUUUUUUUUCCUCGCUCUUCAUACAAUUGCCCUACAGUACACCAUUAAUUAUUUUCUGCGUAGGUGCUAAAAUAAUAAACAGCAUUUUUCACCAAAACCCCCCACACAACCUCCACCCCCAUCCCACUCACCAAUACAUAAAAGUACACAUAUAACACUCACACACACAUACACACACGCACUCACGCACAUCUAAUACAUCACCUUACCCGCAUACAUAAGACCCGUCUAUUAUUCCCGCUGCUUCUACCGCUCCUUCU
Radiomyces spectabilis is the source of this 477-nucleotide messenger RNA. RefSeq lists its product as uncharacterized. Bases 73 to 372 code for a protein of 99 amino acids. Lineage: Eukaryota; Fungi; Mucoromycota; Mucoromycetes; Mucorales; Radiomycetaceae. The record is from RefSeq and is a predicted model, not a curated record. The transcript has a single exon.